AUGGGCAGUCAAAGGCGUAUUGCAAAGGAGUUGACCGAGCUCAAUGCAGCCCCUCCAGAGGGCAUCUCUGUGGAGUUGGCCGAUGAGGCAAACCUCUACCAGUGGAAGGUCUUUAUGGACGGGCCCGAAGGAUCUCCAUACCAGGGUGGCAAAUUCUUGGUGAAUCUCGCCCUUCCCACCGAGUACCCAUUCAAACCUCCUACUGUCUCUUUCGGUACCAAAAUAUACCACCCGAAUGUCACAAAUGACGACAAGGGAAGCAUGUGUCUAGGGAUGCUCCGAGCAGAUGAGUGGAAACCGAGCUCUAAAAUUGCGGCGGUGCUGGAAUUUGCGCGCCAGUUGCUUCUGGAGCCGAUGCCCGACGACGCGAUUGAGGGUCGGAUUGCCGACCAAUACAAGAACGAUCGGAAGCGCUACGAUGAGAUUGCGCGAGAAUGGACUCGGAAGUAUGCUACAUCAAAUUAG
Messenger RNA from Penicillium oxalicum, 465 nucleotides. RefSeq names its product putative ubiquitin conjugating enzyme (UbcB). The transcript is spliced from 3 exons. The record is from RefSeq and is a predicted model, not a curated record. NCBI's taxonomy places the organism in Eukaryota, Fungi, Ascomycota, Eurotiomycetes, Eurotiales, Aspergillaceae. Bases 1 to 465 code for a protein of 154 amino acids.